This is a messenger RNA of Tigriopus californicus, 992 nucleotides long. It is a transcript of the gene fidipidine, whose product is annotated as coiled-coil domain-containing protein 93-like. Gene Ontology annotation, biological process: Golgi to plasma membrane transport. NCBI's taxonomy places the organism in Eukaryota, Metazoa, Arthropoda, Copepoda, Harpacticoida, Harpacticidae. The record is from RefSeq and is a predicted model, not a curated record.
GAGGUCUUCGAGGCUCUUUUGCAUGAGGAUCCUCACGAGGAAAACCGAGACACGCUCAAGGCCAAGAUAGGUCUCUUCCAGGGUCAAACCCAGAAACUGGAGAUCGAAAUCCAGAGCCUAACCAGCCAAAAAGCCCGCCUUCAAGCCGAGAUGGCCGUGCUAGACCGGGAAGACAGUGCAUUGGCGACAGAAGGUCAAGAUGUCGACCGAGAGAUUCAAGUCUUCCUAGCUAUGUCAGAUCAGGAGCGAAAAUUGUUGAAACGCUUACAGAAACUCGUCAAACUCAACGAGGAACUCAAAGCUCGCGAAUCUUCGUUCAAAGCGUCUUGCAAGGGGGCAUUGAAGGACCUUCAGAGCCAAAACGAAGAAUUACGGGCUCGAUUAACGCAAAGUUUGGACCAGAACCACCAAGAUGAGGGUCAGUUGAGUCAAAGAAUCCAAGAACUCUCCGCUUUGAGGUCCACUGUGGCUGAAAAAGUCCGGAUGAUUUCUAUUUUGGAGCGGCAAGUGGACGACGUGCCGAGCGCGUACGAAUUGGCUCAAUAUCAGAAGCGAUUCCUGGAAUUGGACAACCAGAUGGCGGAUGAAUAUUCCCAGACCCAGCAGUUCUAUACCUUGUUCAACACCCUGGAGUCCCAGCGGUCGUUUAUGUCCAAAGAGGUCAGCAUGUUGACCUCGAUCGCGGAGGGCUUGCCCAAGAUGGGCAAGAACGCCGUUCAACGGGAUCACUUUCUAAGACAACUAGAGGCCUUGCUGCGCGAGGUUGAACAAAGUAAGCGUGGAGUCGAGGAUUUUGGCCGAGAAGAGGAGUUGGCCAAGAUGAAGGCCCAAACCGAAGUGCACAGUUUAUUGGAAAUCCAAAGGCAAUAUGCGAUACUCGUCCGAGAUUUCCGGGACGCCAUGAAGAGGAAUGCAAGCUUGAAACACCGAGUGGUGGCUACCAACGAGUCUUAGAGAGUAACAAUAUAAAGAAAGUUGUGAGUUUCAUUCAA